CCCUAACUGGGAGAGGAGGCAUGUUAAAAUGGUGAAGAAAGCAAAGGUUUACUCAUAGCUUCAGCUACAAGACUUGAUUAGACAUGUGUGCAUUGUCUUCCAAUCAACCACCCAUCCCAACAUUUGCUGUGACUCCCUCUCUUUAGGCAGCAGGAAGGAAAUGGUGCAAACAGCUCUGAAUUUAUUUUUUGUUUGCUAGGAGUUUUUGCUGGUGAACAUACGAUUAAGUCACGUAAAAGUGUCUAUUGAUUGACUGACACUAAGCAGUUUAUAACCCUGAGCUUGUCCCCCCCCCAGUACGCUGACACUGACUACGAGUUCAGAAGCUAAGAAGGGUUGGGCCUCAGGAGGUAUGGGAAGUGGUGGUGACUCACUAGGAUGGCAGUAUUCUCUGAAUGCUGGGAAUCAAUACCCCAGCAUGGUGUUAGUGGGUACUGUGCUGCUGAAGAUGUUUCCUCCCUGUGGGUUGAAAAACUGAUAUCUGGAUCACUCGUGCACAUUCAAGAUCCCUGGCCCUUUUUGCAAAGUGCGGGAGCGUGUUGUUCUAGACAAAUUUCAGAGCGGGUAAUUCUUUCUACCUAAAUUCCCCCUACAGUUUCAAUUGGCACAGAAAUAUGUACCCAGAGCAGUCUUAGUGGACUUGGAGCCAGGAACCAUGGACAGUGUGAGAUCUGGUCCUUUUGGUCAACUGUUUCGACCUGAUAAUUUCAUCUUUGGACAAACAGGUGCAGGAAAUAACUGGGCCAAAGGACACUAUACAGAAGGAGCAGAGCUGGUAGAUUCAGUGCUUGAUGUUGUAAGAAAAGAAUGCGAACAUUGUGAUUGCUUGCAAGGAUUUCAGCUCACUCAUUCCCUUGGAGGAGGAACAGGUUCUGGCAUGGGAACGCUACUCAUUAGCAAAAUCAGAGAGGAAUAUCCAGAUAGGAUAAUGAAUACAUUUAGUGUCAUGCCCUCUCCAAAAGUCUCUGACACAGUGGUGGAGCCUUAUAAUGCUACACUCUCAGUCCACCAGCUGGUUGAAAACACAGAUGAAACCUACUGCAUUGAUAAUGAAGCUUUGUAUGACAUUUGUUUCCGCACCCUGAAGCUCACCACCCCAACGUAUGGAGAUUUAAACCAUUUGGUGUCUGCUACAAUGAGUGGAGUAACUACAUCAUUGCGUUUUCCAGGCCAGCUAAAUGCUGACCUUCGAAAACUGGCAGUAAAUAUGGUGCCAUUCCCACGCCUUCACUUUUUCAUGCCAGGGUUUGCUCCUUUGACAGCCCGAGGCAGUCAGCAAUACCGAGCACUCACUGUUCCAGAGCUCACUCAACAGAUGUUCGAUGCCAAAAACAUGAUGGCAGCCUGUGACCCAAGACAUGGACGAUAUUUAACAGUAGCAACAGUAUUCCGAGGUCCCAUGUCCAUGAAAGAGGUUGAUGAACAGAUGCUGGCCAUCCAAAACAAGAACAGCAGCUACUUUGUGGAAUGGAUCCCAAAUAAUGUCAAAGUGGCAGUUUGUGACAUCCCACCCCGUGGCCUCAAGAUGGCCUCCACCUUCAUUGGCAACAGCACAGCGAUUCAAGAGCUCUUCAAAAGGAUCUCUGAGCAGUUCUCUGCCAUGUUUAGGAGAAAGGCUUUCCUCCACUGGUUUACAGGAGAAGGGAUGGAUGAGAUGGAAUUUACAGAAGCAGAAAGCAACAUGAAUGACCUGGUUUCAGAGUACCAGCAGUACCAAGAAGCUACGGCAAAUGAUGGAGAGGAAACAUUUGAAGAUGAUGAGGAAGAGAUCAAUGAAUAAAGAAAUUCUGUUUUACACACACUAAUCUACAUCAAAAUUCUCAAAUCUGGAUUUUUAAAAUUAGUCAUAUAUCCAUAUUUAAGAUCUAUCCUCCUUUCUUCAAAAAACAGAGAGAGGAGAAAAAGUAGCUUGAUUCUCAGAGGUGAUGAGUUUCCUUCAGCUUCCAUUGACUUCAGUGGGAACUGAGGGAGAUCAGCACCUCUGAAAAUCAUGCCACUUGUAUAUAGGAGGCUAAUUUUAGGCAUCCAAUUUUAGAAUUUUGACCUAAAAGUUUAAAUACAGAGAUCACUAGAUUUGUCUAAAUAAACAAAAGUUGUCUUCUGUGAAAAGUUGUACAAGAGGUAGAAUGGGGAUGGAAAGUCAUUUGAAAAUAGGGCUGUCCUGUUUUCAUCAAACUGUGAACAGCAAUAACAGCAAAAAUCUUGUGUGUCUUUGAAGUGUUAUUCUGUACUGAAUGUAUAGUACUUAUGUGCCAGGAGCAGAAUCUAUUCGUAAUAAAAGAAAAUUUAAUCAUG
Messenger RNA from Chelonia mydas (Green sea turtle), 2295 nucleotides. It is a transcript of the gene TUBB6, whose product is annotated as tubulin beta 6 class V. Gene Ontology annotation, biological process: mitotic cell cycle; microtubule cytoskeleton organization. Bases 656 to 1780 code for a protein of 374 amino acids. Gene Ontology annotation, cellular component: microtubule; cytoplasm. The record is from RefSeq and is a predicted model, not a curated record. Gene Ontology annotation, molecular function: GTPase activity; GTP binding; structural constituent of cytoskeleton. The transcript is spliced from 3 exons. Lineage: Eukaryota; Metazoa; Chordata; Testudines; Cheloniidae.